AUGCUUUUUUUGGGAUUUAUGGUUACUUUUCUACUACGGGUAAAUCUUAAUUUGGCAAUAGUCGCAAUGGUGAAUACAACAAACGUACAAACAAAUGAAAAUGAACAAAUGAAUUCUUUUGGAACAAACGAGUGUCUAGCAUAUCAAAACGAUAGCAUCGGUGGACAAAAUACAACCACGGUAAAGUAUUUACCUACUGAAGAUAAUGAUACAUUGAAAAAAGAAGAAGUAAUUGGAGAAUUCGAUUGGAAUGAAUUUCAACAGGGAAUAAUUUUAUCAUCAUUUUUUUGGGGUUAUAUACUCUUUCAAAUACCAGGUGGAAGAAUAGCCGAAUUGUGGGGUCCGAAAAUUGUUUUUGGAAUGUCAGUUUUAAUGAAUGCUGUAUGUGCUUUGGUAUUACCUAUUGUAGCCAGAUGGCAUUGGACAUUUUUAUUAGUUGCAAGAGCAUUGCAAGGUUUAGGACAAGGAGUGGUUUUCCCAUGUUUAACGGCAGUGGUUCCAAGAUGGGUACCCGCCGAAGAAAGAGCUCGUUUCAUUUCAUUUGCAAUUCAAGGAUGUUCCCUGGGUCAAGUAGUCGCUCUACCAUUGUGUGGUUGGAUUCUAACUAAAAUGGGUUGGCCGGCCGUUUUUUACGUUAGUGGAGUUUUAGGUCUUUUAUGGUACUUUACAUGGUACUUUUUAGUAUACGAUUCCCCUGAUGAACAUCCACGGAUAUCGGUUAAAGAAAAACAAUUUUUAGAAAAACGUCUUCAAAAAAUCGAACCAGUCAAAGCUGCACCGAUUCCUUGGCUGUCAAUAAUGACAUCUUUUCAAUUUUGGGUUGGUGGUAUAGCUGCUACCGGAAGUGAUUGGGGAUUCCACACUUUUUGUACUUUCGGUCCUAAAUACAUAAAAAGUGCUUUAGGAUUCGAUCUAGAACAAAGCAGUUGGCUAUCAAGUUUGCCAUUUUUAUCUCAAUAUAUAUUUUCAAUGGGUUUUAGUGCUUUUUCAGACUGGUUGCUUAAAUUGAAUGUAAGCACUAAAACUGUAAGAAAAUUUUCUGUUGUUGUGUCACAUAUACUUCCGGCUUUAGGAUUAAUUGGAUUAACUUUGACAGGAUGUAAUGUGAUGCUUUCUGUGGUUAUUUUAACACUUAGUGUUACUAUGCUGGGAGCCAUAUGUAGUGGAUUUUUCCAGAAUCCUUUAGAUAUAGCUCCAAAUUAUGCAGGUUCUUUGACUGGAAUAACAAACACUAUGGGAGCAACAACAGCAGUUAUAUCAACUCCUUUAGCAGGAGCUAUACUUCAGGCUAAUGGUACAAAUGCAGCUUGGCAUUACAUAUUUUACAUAGCUGCUGCAGUUUACAUUAGUUCAAGUUUUUUAUAUUUGUUCUUUGCAAAAGUCGAAUUAGAACCAUGGAACGAUUAUAUUUUAAAAGAAGAAAAAGGCAUAAAAUUAAAAGAAAUGUUAAGUAAUGAAAAAGAGGUUGAAGAAAGUGCUGUGUUGUCACCUUCAUAA
Molecule: messenger RNA, 1497 nt
Organism: Pediculus humanus corporis (human body louse)
Lineage: Eukaryota; Metazoa; Arthropoda; Insecta; Psocodea; Pediculidae
Product: sialin, putative
Exons: 8
Coding region: 1-1497 (498 amino acids)
Biological process (GO): monoatomic anion transport; transmembrane transport
Cellular component (GO): plasma membrane
Molecular function (GO): transmembrane transporter activity
Source: RefSeq, a predicted model, not a curated record